Messenger RNA from Sporothrix brasiliensis 5110, 972 nucleotides. RefSeq names its product thiosulfate/3-mercaptopyruvate sulfurtransferase. Gene Ontology annotation, molecular function: thiosulfate-cyanide sulfurtransferase activity. Gene Ontology annotation, biological process: transsulfuration. The coding region runs from base 1 to 972 and encodes 323 amino acids. Lineage: Eukaryota; Fungi; Ascomycota; Sordariomycetes; Ophiostomatales; Ophiostomataceae. The record is from RefSeq and is a predicted model, not a curated record. The transcript has a single exon. Gene Ontology annotation, cellular component: mitochondrion.
AUGCGAACUCCACGCCUGGUUCUGUACCGGGCCGGCGCCGAGUUCUUCUCCGCCUUCUCCACGACAUCUGGCCUGCGCUCUACGACGACGAAGCGCUCGUUCUCCUCUUACCUGGUGGCACCCAAGGAAUUGCACGACGCACUCAAGAAGAACCCGCCAUCCUCUAUAAGCACAGAUCCACGCGUGAUUCCGUUAUGUGCGUCUUGGUUCCUUCCCAACGACCCCGAAGGCCGGACCGGUAUCCAGGUGUUUCGCAAGCAGCGAAUCCCGAAAGCCCGUUAUUUCGACCUCGACAAGGUGAUUGACCGACGAUCACCGUACCCCCACAUGCUCCCGAGUGCUAAGGACUUUGCUGCCGCGAUGUCAGAGUUGGGCAUUCGCAAGGAGGACACUGUUGUUGUCUACGACUCGAAAGAGCUCGGCAUUUUCUCAGCGCCUCGGGUUGGCUGGUCGUUGAAGAUCUUUGGCCAUCCAAAGGUCCAUAUUUUGAACAACUUCCGCGCCUGGGUUGAGGAAGGCUUGCCCACGGAGAGCGGCGAGGUUUAUAGUGUCGAAUGCUGCGCUUACCCGAUUCCCGAAGUCGACAGUACUAAGGUGGCCAGUUAUGAAGAUGUCCGAGAGGUGGCGUUUGACCACAACAAGGAGGGCGCCGAAGGUGUCCAAAUAAUAGAUGCCAGGUCCAGUGGUCGCUUCACUGGCACCGUGCCGGAGCCGCGCCCCGGCUUGUCGUCUGGACACAUGCCUGGCGCUGUCAACAUCCCUUACGACGCUGUUUUGGACCCAUCCUCUAAAACCUUCCUCCCUGCAAACGCACUCAGGGAGCUGUUUCAGAAGAAGGGCAUUGACCCAGAAAAACCCAUCAUCUCAAGCUGCGGCACGGGGGUCACAGCGUGUGUGAUAGAAACUGCACUUGGAGAGGCGCAGUAUGGUUCUCCUGAGCAGAGGAGAGUCUACGAUGGCAGCUGGACGUGA